UCUCGGGCAUUUUGCGUUUGCACGUCAAGGCAAGCGGACGACGAGGACGAGCGGCGAGAUACUGCGGAAACAAGUGGCAGCAAGUGGCAAGAGCUGAACUUCCGCACCCGGGAAACGGUCGCGUGUGCUCCGAGUGGAAAUACGGAAAUACGGAAAAUUCGGAAAAUUUGAACGCGUGUUCGCCGAGUCGGGGGAAGCGCCGGCAAGUGCCCGCUGAAGAAUCGCAACUAUGCGUGCGACCACAAAUCAAAAUACGAAUUUAUGAAAAGUGCUCGCUCGCCAGGCAAAACCGCAGAACACGCACUCAGAGGUUGUUUCACCUAGUCAAAACCCAAACUUCAAUAAAAGAACCAAACAAGUGAAAAAUAAAUAUACAAAGUGAACUAAUGCAAAGGAGCACCAUGUUGCCAGGAGUGGAGCUGCUGCUGCUGUUCCUGCUGAGCACGUCGCUGCACGCGGAGAUCUCCCACUUGCCGAUGGCCAGCAACCGCAUCAUUCUGGACUCCACGGAGCUGCUCCAGAACCCGCUGAUCCAGGACGCCGGUGUGCCAGCGGCCAGGGCGACGCCACUUCCACCGCAAAAGUGUCCUUCGCUGCAGCGGUACCGCAAGAUGCUAAAGGACUUCGACGACCUGGAGGACCUCUACGUGGACGUGCCCGUGCAUAUAGCUCUGGCGGAGCGGCAGAGGAAGCGAUUUGUGCUGAACCUGAACGACUCGACGCCGCUGACGAUUCGCUUUUCGGCGCCCGUGGGCCGCAAGAUGUACUACAAUCAGACAGGAAACCCCCUUCGGCCGGCGGCAGUGGCACCUGGGCCAGGUGUGGCUGUGGGCAGUCUGGUGCUGCCCUGCGCCCUGCGUGGCCAGUACGACCUCUUCGUCCUCGCCCGCCACUCGGGAGCCCUCAAGGUGGACGCCCUGGCAGAGCAUCCCCAGCACGACUGGCCCCUCCUCAACGCCACGCACCGAAUCGCCAUUCGCACCCAGAAUCGCGUGCGGAAGCGCGAGAUGAUCGUCAAGUGGGAAAGGAGCAAGUUUGAUUUCCAUGUCAUGCACUAUUGCCUGGUGAUUCAGAGACUCUCCAUGGACACGCCGCGGAUGAUCUUCACCAACUUCUGCCAGGCGGUGUCCGCCUACACGGACCAGCAGCCCAUGACUCCCAGUUGCGCCGCAGGCGGUCCCUUGGAAGGGAUUUGGGGUGCUCCACCCCAGCGGGAAAGGAGACUUAAUCCUAGGCAGAACGUUCACAUCGUGUGCACGGGGAAGAGGCGCCAACAGCUGCUGCGACGCCUUCUUCCGAGGAGCAGUUACCAUCUGGACCUGUUCGGAAUCCACCAGGGUAGACAGAACCUCACCCUGCGACUGGCCAGCAGCCAGGUGAACUUUAACCGCACCCAACCUCUGGCCCUGAAGCAGCAGGCUCUGAUGCAACUCAAGAUCGGUGGACAGCACGGGAAGCAGGUGUACAGCUUCAAGGUUCCGCAGACGACUCGCCAGCUGGGGGAGCCGUUCAUGAGGCACCUUUUGAUCCCUUGCUCGGGCAGCGAAAUCCGGGUGAAGCUGCUACGGCAACGCAGCGAGGUGGGGAAAACGGAGGCCUUCUAUAGUCCAACGUACAUUCGGCAGAAGGGAGUCCUACCAGGGGAGCGCUAUCUCAUGCGGUUCGAGCCCAGCAACGAUGACGAGGCGUUGCGAGCUCAGAAGGUCAUGGUGGCCCUGAGCAGCGAGGCUCUGUUCCGGGAUUUGCCCGAGCUGCCGCAGAACACGACAGUCUUCAAUGUGCGAACGCGGUGCAGCAGAGCCACCAUUGCAUGGAAUGGCUCACCGGAUGAACGGGAGCUGAGCUACUGCAUCAUAGUGUUCAACCUGCCGCAGCGCAAUCGCAGCGUGGUGGACUUUACCAACUACUGCAUGGACUUUGUGCCCAAGCGGGUGAUGCAGUACAGAUACUUCGAGUGGAUGACCUGCAGGGAGAGGCAGCAGAGUCCCGACAACAUCGAGACGGAGACCAUACUGAACCUGAUGCCGGGUUCCAGCUACCUGGUCUACGUAACGGCCAACCUGAGCAUGGGCAAGCCGCUGCCCUACCAGGCGCUGACCCUCCACAUGGCCAGUCAGUGCCUGGACGGAUCGCACGAGUCCUUCUACUAAGCGCUACCAGUGGUGGUCGUAAUCCCCCAAUCCAAACCCAUACCCAAAGCUUCGCUGCAUUUUCGAAUACAAACACUGAACUAUCCGUCGUUGUAAAGCUACCUUAUCCACUACGAUUACUACACUAUCCUACAAAAAACUAUGCUGGUUAAAAGACUAUACACCUAGCUCCAUAUACUAUAUAUAUAUAUACAAUAUCGAGGCAUGUGUUGUGUGGGCGAGUGAGUGUGUGCGUGUGACUUCUGAUUGAGUUGCCAUUUGAUUCCAAGUAUUUUCGAGUGCUUAGUUUUGUAAUUUGUAGCUAGCCGUUAAUGUUUGUAUAAACUGUUUCAUUGGUUUCCCACUCCGCUUUAUUCGAUAAGCUCGUUUUCUAGAUUUUAGCUUUAGCACUCUUAGUUUAAUGUUUAAAGUUAGUUUCGCUGUUAAGUUUACACCGUAGUCGAGGCGUCUUGAGUAGUUCUUUUGUACAUUAAGCUUACACUUAGCUCUACAUUAGAUAUACCAUGUCGAACCUACGAGUCUACGAACAUACGAACAUAUAUAUGUGCGUUGAAAGCGUUGUAUUUUUUGAAGCCGAACUUAUGCAACCGAAAGGAGACAAUAAACAAAUGUGCUAUAAAGGACGAAAGUGUCGCAAAUAAAUGUGAGCCACUGCUAAAGAAGACCG
Messenger RNA from Drosophila melanogaster (fruit fly), 2817 nucleotides. It is a transcript of the gene nord, whose product is annotated as nord. Bases 387 to 2150 code for a protein of 587 amino acids. Gene Ontology annotation, cellular component: extracellular region. The record is from RefSeq and is marked reviewed. The transcript is spliced from 8 exons. NCBI's taxonomy places the organism in Eukaryota, Metazoa, Arthropoda, Insecta, Diptera, Drosophilidae.